Molecule: messenger RNA, 4761 nt
Organism: Leptidea sinapis
Lineage: Eukaryota; Metazoa; Arthropoda; Insecta; Lepidoptera; Pieridae
Exons: 6
Coding region: 412-3600 (1062 amino acids)
Molecular function (GO): protein binding
Source: RefSeq, a predicted model, not a curated record
CGCCACCGCAAGCCGUCAGUUGAACAGUUCCACUCGGUUCUCAGUCGUACGCCAAACAGCGUUCUUGUACAUCGCGUUCUCUGUUGUCGCUUGUCGGGUUUUGUUGGCCCGUGUCGUACUGCGUCCGCACCCUUAUCAAAACGUUCCCGCAUUGAGAUCGAUCUGCACGUCUCUACAUUGUGAUAACGCAUGCCGAUUCUGUGUGACGUCAUGACUACAAUGUCUUGUUUAUUAUAGUGUUGUGUGCGUCGUAGCAGCGGUUGUCGGAUUGUUGUCUUGUGUGUUUAUAAAACAUUAAACCGUGUUGUUGGUCGUCGUACGCCGGCCGUCCGGAGCUCAGUCUCACAACUUCAUGAGCAUUCUCGGCGUGAGUGCUAGCGGCGAGCCAGUAUGGUCGCGUGAUCGGUCAUCAUGCGCCUCUUCCGCGGGCCGAAGCGCAGGGAAGUGACCGGGCCGCAGCUGCAGGGGCAGGGCUCCGCGACACCGUCUCCGCGCCGAGACGCUGCCGUCGCUACACAAGCCCCGCACGACUACACGCUCGUCACCGCACUGCCCGCCAUGGUCAUGGAAGACGACGUCAAAGAGAUGAAGAAAGUAUUUGCCACGUGGGGUCGACGCAUGGGAAAGAAAUUAGAUAUGUUGAAGAAAACAGAUUGCAAGGAAAUUGAGGAUACGACGUCUAUCAAAAUUGAGACCAGUGAAGUAGAUCCUUCAAGUGUUACGGGACAAUAUAAGAAAAAACAAAAUUGGAAGACGGGUCGCAGCACUUCAGACUCAACAUCUUGUCAAAACGACAAUGACACAGAUUCUAUCCGAAGUGGCUCGAGGGAAAGAUCACCAAGUCCAUUUAAAUCUUUCUUUCACAGGAUGGGAUCAACUGGUAUGUUAAAUGCAUCCAAAACGCAAACUCUAAAUAAUAGCAAGACAACGGAAACCUUCACAAAUAGUCCAACACUAUACAGAAGCUGCUCUACAUCACACCUUUCAACAUAUAUCAAAGCUGAUGAUCCUUCAGAUGAUAUCGACUUGCAAAAUAAUCAAAAUGAAAACAAAAAUUCUCCCUCCAAGCAAAAUCAUAAUAUUUUGCAGACGGAAGAGACAUUUGUUAACUCUACAAAGGCUGUUAGUUGUGAUAAUAUUCCGAAAUUAGAUGGACAACAAAAUAGUACAUCUACUAAAAAGCCAAACUUUCCAUAUGCUUUCUUGCGAUCAAAAUUAUCAGUCUUACCAGAGGAAAAUAAUAUGUCAGCUCACAGAUCAAUAUCAAUGAGGCAAAGCUUUUCAGAGAGAAUAGAUCGAAAGUCUCCCAAAUUUAGAAGAGAACGUCUAUAUUUAAGCAAUUCGCGAUCAGAGGAGCGGUAUAAAAGCAGUGAUAAUAUAUCACUUCACGAAAAUAUUGUGUAUAAUAAUUCUAAAAUAAAAAACGAUGACGAAAUGAGUAGAAAUAAUCUUAAAAGUAACAGUGAAAUCGACGGAACACCAUACCCUUAUCGACGUGUCGAUGACAUUUCUCGUAGAUCAUCCAUGAUAUCACAUAGGCCACCGCUUGACUACGAUCCUAUGCUCGUGCCAAGAAACAGGAAUAGUCUUCCUGUAUACGAAUAUAGCUCAGCCCUUGGAUCAGUACAGGAUUUAAGGACAGAUUUAGCUUCCUCUACUCAAAGUAUUCAACAAGAAAUUCUUCAAGCUCAUCGACUCAGUAACUAUAUCAGUUCAAAUGAAUCGGGAUACGAUAGUGACGGAAGACCUACCGAUGAAUAUAGCAAUCACUCACCGCCUGGAUAUUCCUGUCAUCUAUCAAAUGGAUCCAGUGGUUUAAAUAGGGAUGUACAUAUUGGAAACUUUGCUAGACAGCUAAGUCUUAAUCAAAAGAUUAACGGAAAUAGAGUACAGAUUCCAGCUAGAAGAAGUUCCACGCCUUGUGCUCUAUUUCCAAUUGAUAGAAGUAAUUCAUACGGCUUAGAAAAUAAAAGUGAAGAAAUAACCAAACACACAAAAAACAUGUCGAAUCAUAAAAUAACGAUGGACUACAAUGAUUCUAAGCCACCGCCUUUGCCUAAAAAGAACUUUAAUAAGAAAGUUCCUUUUGUUUACAAGACUAUAACACUGGAUGAACGUGCACAAAUAAGAAAAAAUAACUUGUCACAAUCACUCUCGUUUGAGCAUUCGUCGACGCCAAACCUCAGUGAUAAUAUUGCGAUUUCAGAACACAGUUCCGAAAUACUUCGUCUUCAAGAUACAGAUAAUAUCUUUGGACGAGGGCAGUGCACAAAACGGUUUAGAAAGCUGAGGCUAAUUAAAUCAAGACUAGAUGAGAGUUUAGGUGUUUACCUCGCUCAACAUAGGGCAGACAUUGAUAAUAGUAGCUCCAACUACGAAAUACGUUACAUUGUUGUUAAACUUGACUUCGACGGUAUUGCACACAGAGAUGGCAGACUUCGAAUAGGCGAUGAAAUAGUUAGUGUUAAUGGCAAAGUUCUUCGAGGCUUAUCUUCAUUAAAAGAUGUGCAACACAUCGUUAAUUCUUGCUCUACAGAAGCUGCAGUGGAAGAAGGUGCAUUAUUUCAAAGAUAUCAAGUAGAUUUAGUUAUGGCACAUGAUGAAAUAAACCCACUUAUACUAAGUAGAAUAAUAAACAAUCACCCAUUUGAGAAUAAUACUGCUUUACGAAAUACACAAUCCAGUGUACCUCCUGAUAUUAUAUCACAGACAAUCCGGAAACCCGCGAACUCUAACCAAAUAUCUAUCGAGACUCACUUUCCAACCGUAAAUAAAUAUUAUGUUAAGGAGCCGUCUAAUAAUCGCGAACAAUUUAACUCCCACCAAAAAUGUGAAGUUGGCGUUCAAGUAAAUAACAGCUUUUUAACAUCUAAUCAAAAGAGCGACGACGAAAAAAUACUAGAACGAAAUUAUUACACACCGCAUAACUCAUUACAAAAUAUAACGAAUAUAGAAAUAUCUAUGCGAUCACCAUCUUCAACAAGGAACAAUAAUACUAAUUAUAGGCCUAUCUCAUUCCAUAGUCCUAGACAACCACCGAUUAUUUCAGCUUACGAAAACGAAAUCAAAGAAAACGCACACUAUAUAAAAAAUGUUCCUAGGCUUUAUCAAAACCGAUCGUUUGAAAGCAUACCAGAACAGCUGAGAUCAAGUAGCCGGAGUAGGUUUUUCAGCAGAGUGGGCUCACAAAGAUGUUCACCAAAUCAUUUGGCACACGUCUCCCGCCAUCAUCGAAAUGAGAACAUCCAAGACCACUGCUCCAACAGUUCACAGCAUCACGUCGAAUUUUGGAAAGGCCCAGGGCAUAAAAGUCUUGGUUUUAGUAUUGUUGGUGGAACAGAUUCGCCAAAGGGACAGAUGGGAAUUUUUAUUAAAACAGUUUUUCCAAACGGUCAGGCGGCUGACAAAGGCUCCGUAUGUGAAGGUGAUGAAAUCUUAUCAGUGAACAAUGUGCCAACACGGGGCUUAAGUCAUGCCGGAGCAAUAUCGCUUUUUAAACAAGUUAAGGAAGGAAAGAUUGAAUUGACGCUUUCAAGAAGAAGAGCUCCUAGGUCAAGAUCUGUUGAACCUCUUGGGAAAUACCGCAGUGAUAACAACUAAAUGCAUCUAGCGGCGAAUUGUCCAAAGAACCAAAUUUUUCAAACGUGCAAUAUUCUUCAUGAUAUCAAAGCCAAAGGCGUCGUAACGAAUCUUAAUGCUUUUCUUAAAUUAUUUAUGUACGUAGUACUUGUGCCCUUAUUUUAGGCUUAUCUGCUUCAAAUGUAUGAAAAUAAUAUAUAUGUAGAUAAACUGUAAGCUUUAUUAAUUAUAAGUGUAAUGUAAAUUAACAUUUAACUAGUUUGUAUCAUUCAAUUGUGAAUAAAAGACUGUAUUAUUAAGAGCUAUACUUUCUAUUUACUUGUAUCAAUAGAAUUGCUAGAUCUCGUUUUCCCAUUCGUUUUUUGCUGUCAACCCUUACAUAACUUUUUUAGUACUUGGUACAGACGCCAGUGUCUAUGUUAAGUAUUUCUUUGUAAGUGUUUAUACAUUAAUGUUAAAUGCAGUCGCUAGCAAUUUUGAUAGACGCACUGUUUGUUACAAUCGAUAACCGAAUAAGCCUUAUUUUACACAAUGUUAUAGACUGAUACUGUAUCCAAUAUCAUUGUACCUAUGAAUACUGCCAAAGUUUUAGUCAUGUGUGAUUAAUAUUUAUAAUGUAUAUACAUGACACCAAGGCUACUGGUACACGAGGCUAAAUAAAAACUUUGUCGCAUAAUAGUGUAAGCGAGUGCGCGAUAUAGGCAAUACUCCUCCCCCGUUUUGUGCUGCGCGUGCCGCGAGCUUUGGUGUUAACAAUAUAAACAGACUCAUAACUAUUUUAAGAAUAUUGUAGUUUUAAAAGCGGUUAUAUUCAUUAUAGGAGAUAUAGCGCGUAGAAUGAAUACAUAUAUUGAAACUUUAUGUGCUUCUACAAUAAUAAACUGUACUAAUUCAAGCUCCGCCUCACAGCUUUCUAGUGUAGUUUAAUUAAUAUUUUAAAACAAAUAAACUGAAAGCAGUAGCUCCGUCCAAUGUUGAAGUCAAUUAUUAAUAAUUGAAGAAUACAGAAUCUGAAUAGCUGAUAUAUUAUGUGUACCUACCGUUAAACACCGACCAACUGUUGUCAGAAAUGUUUAUUGUGGAAUUAAUGCAACGACAGUAUUGUUAUAUUUAUAAUUACGGUUUGUAAAUAAUUUAUGCAACAAUGCUUCCAUUUCUUUAUAAAAUAAACAAUCAAUAUAA